CGGCAGCUUUAGCGAAACUGCGUGAACAGAUGAAGGGUCGGUCAUCUUUGGUCCAAAUCUCAUUUGGACCGUUGGGGUCACCAAUGUAGCGAUGUACUACAUACAAAGCUAGAGACAACGACACGCAGUCGGUAAUGGUGUUCGUUUCAGCACAGCCCAUGCCAACCAAACUGUGUCUAAAGUUCUCAAGUGGAUUGACCUGUACAAUUAGGAUGGGUGUCCUCGCCCUGAACUAGAGCGAGAGCCAAUAUCCUUAAGGAGAAGUUAUUUGAAACACUGCAGGAUUGCAAUGAUUCAAGGCGGCAGCUCAUCACCACCUUCUCAAGGGCAACUAGGAAUGGGCAAUAAAUGCUGGCUUACAGGGGUUGUACUGAGAGCAUACUGAGCAGCUGCAUUACUGCCUGGUUCGGAAAUUGCACCACCUCGGAUCGCAAGACCCUGCAGCGGAUAGUGAGGUCAGCUGAGAAGAUCAUCGGGGUCUCUCUUCCCGCCAUCACGGACAUUUACACUACACGCUGCAUCCGCAAAGCAAACAGCAUUAUGAAGGACCCCACGCACCCCUCAUACAAACUCUUCUCCCUCCUGCCAUCUGGGAAAAGGCAUUGAAGCAUUCGGGCUCUCACGACCAGACUAUGUAACAGUUUCUUCCCCCAAACCAUCAGACUCCUCAAUACCCAGAGCCGGGACAGACACCUAACUGCCCUAUUGUCUUGUUUAUUAUCUAUUGUAAUGCCUGUAAUGUCUUGUGCAUUUUACGCAGUCCUGGGUAGGUCUGUAGUCUAGUGCAGUUGUUUUUUCCUCUGUGUUAUUUUUUUUUUUACGUAGUUCAGUCUAGUUUUUGUACUAUGUCAUCUAACACUAUGGUCCUGAAAAAUGUUGUCUCAUUUUUACUAUGUACUGUGCAUAGCAGUUAUGGUUGAAAUGACAAUAAAAGUGACUUGACUUGAGGUGACGAUGCCCAUAUCCCAUAAAUAAAUACAUUUUUAAAAAAAUGUUAGUUGGGAGGGCUGAAACUGAGGAUGGAACCCUUAACAGUAGAAUAGCAAAUGGAGAGACAGAAUCAUAUGUAUUAAGUAGUAGCUGAGCAGCUAAGAGACAGACAGUUAGGGAAAAGUAACAGGACGGAGGUUCUAGUGGAUUUACAUAGUCACAGGUGAGAAUGUGGAUCAGCACAUAACACUGCAGCCAUACAAAACAGUGCUCAAACCACCCUUGGAGUACUGUACACAUCUCCAGUUGUCACACUACAAGAUGAUGGUAGCAUUUGAAAGGGUGAAGAGACUCACCAAGCCACGUGGGAUGAGUGUGUCUCCACAAAAUCAUUAGGAGUCUUCCCCAGCCAGAAGCCUUGGAUGAACCCAGGGCUUUGUGAACUGCUGAGAGCUGGAUUGGUGGGGCUGUUGAUCUGGAAAAGGGCAAGAGGUCUGGGUAUGACCUCCAAAAAGGAUGCCACGUGCAAAGUAGCAAUUCCAGACUAAAUGGCAAAAGGAUGCUCAACUACUGUGGCAGGACUUGAAUGUUGCCAUCUCCUACAUGGCAAAACCCAGCAAUAUAAAAGGCUAUGGGGUCUCACUUCUAGAUGAACCCAAUGCCUUUUAUGCUUACUUUUAUCAAAAAGUGCACCACUGAGAGGGUCCAGAUGUUGUAUCUCAAUCUGGUUUGGGAGUAGUUGAACAUCAGACCAGAAGUCCUUAGAAACGACUGUGAGAUCAGCUGAGGGGAUCAAGGGGUCUCCCUACCAUCCACUGGAGACAUUUAUCAGGAGUGCCGUGUAUGCAGGAACCUCAGUAUUAUUAAGGAUCCCACCUGACCACCAAGCAGCCCCUUUGACUUUCUACCAUUAGACCAGAGGCUCCGAUGCAUAAAAGCAAGAUGGUCAGGAUGAGAAACAGUUUCUUCCCCCAGGUCAUGGGCUUCUGAAUUGCCUACCACAUUGUAUUUGAAGUGUCACUGAUUUAUCUGUUCCACACUUCACAAUAUUUAAUAUUAAAUCAAUUUAGUUUAUUAUGCGUGAUUCAUCUGUAGAUUUUAUCCUUACCUUCGUAAGUUAUCGUGUGUUAUGUGUACGACUGUGCCUUACACCCUGGUUUAGAGAAAUGUUGUCUCAUUUCUAUAUAACAUUAUAUGGUUAUAUACAUGUAUAUAGUUAAAUGACAAUAUAAAUUUGACUUGAGAACAUGGAAGCAGCAUCAUGAACCCCCACAACGCUCGAUAUUUCUGUGAUUUCAGUCUGAGGCCAAAAUGAGAGCAUCAUUUAGGAGGGUGAAUCCACCCAACGCAUCUGGCACAGACAACGUACCUGGCCUAAUACUGAAGACUUGCCUGUAAUCUCUCCACCCAUGCACAUCUUCAACCUUUCACUUUGGCAGUCUGAGGUACCCAACUGUUUCAAACAGGCUUCAAUCAUACCAGUGUCCAGGAAAAUGAGGUAACCUGUAAUGACUAUUGUCUGGUAGCACACAUGUCCAUUGUGAUGAAAUGCUUUGAGGUUAGUCAAGAAGCACAUCAACUCCUGCCUGAGGAGUGACAUGGAUCUACUGCUACCGAAACAAUAGCUCAGCAGCAGACACCAUUUCAUUGGCUCUUCACUCAGUUCUGGAAAACCUGGACAAUGAAAAUGAGUACAUCAGAAUGCUCUUCAUUGACUAUAGCUCAGCAUUCAAUACUACCUUCCCCUCAAGUCUCACCACUGAGCUCCAAGACCUGAGCCUCAAUGCCCCUCUGUGCAAAUGUAUCCUCAAUUUCCUCACUUGCUGAUCCUAGGUUAGUGCAGAUUGCAACAAGAUCUCCUCCACACUCAGCAUCAGCAAAUGUGCACCGCAGGGCAAUGUGCUUAGCCCCCUUGCUCUGCUCACUUUAAACUUAUAACUGUUUGGCCCAGUACAGCUCCUAUGCUAUGUUUCAGUUUGCUGACAACACCACUGUUGUUGGCCGAAUCAAAGGUGGCGACUCUUCAGCAUGAGGGAGAUUGAAUACCCGGAUAAACGGUGCCACAACAACAUCUCACUCACCAUCAGCAAAAGCUGAACCUUGAUACCUCCCUAUGCAAAUAUAUCCUCAAAUUCCUCUAGAACAAACCCCAAUUUAGGAACAGUUAUUACCCAACAAGCAUCACGGGCUCCAGAUGGUGUGAAUGACUUCAUCCAUCACUACUCUGAACUGAUUUUAGGAUCUGCAAAGACUCUUUACGACGCAUAUUCUCAGUAAUUUUUUUAUUUGCAUGGUUUGUCUUCUUUUGCACAUUGAUUCUUUGUCAAUCUUUAACUUUUUUUUAUAUAAAAUUCUUUCAUUUUCUCCCCCAGUAAAUGCUUACAAGAAAAUGAAUUUCUAAUAUAUGGUAAUUUACUCAGGAUGAGACCCCAAGUGUACCUUCCUCAUCAACAAACAAAAUGCUAGAUUAUCUCAGUGGGUCAGGCAGCAUCAAUGGAAAGGAAUAAGCCGACACUGUUUCGAACUGAGACUCUUCAUCAGGACUGGAAAAAAGAUGAGAAGUCAGAGUGAGAAGGUGUGGAAAGGGAAGGAAGUGCAAUGUAAUAGGUGAGAGGUGUGGUGAACUACAUUUACCUGUCUGGACACGCCCCCUGCUGACUGCUCCUGUGGCUCCUCCCACAGACCCCUGUAUAAAGGCAAUUGGAGGCACUGCUCCUCCCCCAGUCUCCGAGAUGCUGUGCUCCUUUUUGCUGCUAAUAAAAGCCUAUCGUUCGCCUCCCGUCUCCAAGAGUUACUGAUGGUGCAUCAAUUUUAUUAGCAGCAAUUUUAAAACAUGGAGGGCAUUUUACGACCCAACGGAUUGGAUAUUGACCCUCAAUCUCUGGAAGCCAGCAUCACUUUUGAACUCUGGCUUGCAUGCUUCCAAUCGUACCUGGAGGAGAUUCGUGAGACCAAGCCUGCCUCAAUGCACAAAAUUCUCCUCUCUAAGGUCAGUCAGGGGACUGACGGCAGAACAGCACACGGGGCUGCUAAUAAAAUUGAAGUGAAACCAGGAGGGGGAGGGGUCUACCAAUCUGAUGGCAUGAACAUUGAUUUCUCAAACUACCAGUGAUCUUCACCCCUUCACCAUUCCCAUUCCUGUAUCCAUCUCUCACCUUUUUCCUUACCCGCCCAUGACCUCCCUCCGGUGCUCUUCCUUGGUAUUCUAUGCUCUAUCAGAUUUCCCCUCCUCCAGCCCCUUAUCUCUUUCACUAAUCAAUUUCUCAGCUCUUUAUUUGAACUCCCAGUUUCACUUUGUACUUCUUCCACCCUUCCCCCACCUUCUUACUCCGACUUCUCAUCUUUUUUUUACCCCAGUCAAGAUAAAGAGACUCAGCCCAAAAUGUCAACUGUUUAUUCCUUUCCAUAGAUGUUGCCUGACCUGCUGAGUUCCCCUGGCAUUUUAUGUUUGUUGCCUUGGAUUUCCAUCAGAUUUUCUCAUGUUUAUGAUUCUACCAUCCCCUCACCCAUCGCCUUCUAAGCCUGUAUUUCUUCUCCCUCCCCCCCAAAUUUCUUCAUCUUGCUUCUUCCGCCUUCCAAGUCCUGAUGAAGGGUCACAGCCUAAAACAUCAGCUCUUUAUUCUUCUCCAUAGAUGUUAAAUAAAUAGAUACUUUAUUGAUCCCAAAUGAAAUUAGUCUCAAAGUAGCAUUACAAGUGCACAGAUACAAAUAUUAGAAGAAACUAAGAAUAAAUAAAAAUUAAGUUACCUUCAACAGUCAUAACAGAAGGGGUCAUCACUUCCCCGGCUAUAGGUUGACUCGUUGUAGAGCCUUAGAGCUGAGGGAAAGAAUGACCUUAUAAAGCACUCUUUAGAGCAGUGCAGUUGUCCAAGUCUAUCACUGCAAGUGCUCCUCUGUUCAGAAAAAGUGGCACGCAGAGGGUGAGGAACAUUAUCCAAAAUUGCCACAAUUUUCUGUAGGGUCCUUUGUUCUACCACAGCUUUCAGUGUGCCCAGUUUGACUCCUAAAUAGAACCAGCCUUUCUAAUGUUGCCUGAUCAGCUGAAUUCCUCCAGCAUUUUGUGUGCAUUUCUCUUGAUAGUCUGAGAGUCUUCCCCAUGGUACAUGAGUCUAAGACUCGAGGGCAUAAGUUUAGUGACAGGGGAGAAGUUUAAAGGAGAUUGCAGGAGAAAGAUUUUACACACAAAGGGUGGUGGUUAUGCAGAAUGAGCCGCCAUCGGAAAUGGUAGAAUCAGAUACAGUCAAAGUUAAAAGGCAUUUGGAUGGAUACUUGAAUAGGACUUGAAUCUGAUAGUAGAGGGUUGACAUGGAUGAGUUGGGCUGAAUGGGCCAGUUUCUCUGCUGUACAGCUCCACAACUUAUUAAUCUCUUCCAAGCCAUUAGGUAUUGUUAAACUCUGUGCAUCAAGCCCCUUUUUCCUGCAAUAUUUAUUAUAAAUCUUUGUACUCAUGAUUCACAUAAUCUUGGACAAUAUGGAAUCCAGGGCAUACAGAAGAAAAAAACAUCUAUGUGUCCUAUGCUUCACCAGCUGUCAGUGUAAUCACUUUUAGCUACUAGGCUACUUCUAUCCAGUUUCCUUCAAAUCACUUAUCUAUUUUAAGUGUUGACAUGGUGUCCGAUCAAAUUAUUCACUAGUGGUGCUAAAUUUACCUUGCUAGCUAACAGUAAUCUCUUACAGAUAUGACCCAAGCUUCCAUCCAUAUCAAGAGCUUGUUCACAUUUCUCCUGUCUCUUCUCUUAAAACGUCUAUCAUUUCCCUUCAUAAAUACUCCUAUCAUGUUGAAUACAAUCCCUUUCAUUCCAAGAAACUGCUAAGCAAAGGAACGAGAAAGGAUUUACACAAAAUGUGAAAACCUGGGCUGCUGCACGGAUGAGAUGGUGGAAGUACAGUGCAUUCCGUUCCACAGUCAGAACCGUGACGGCCUCAUGGGGUUCAUUGUAAUGCAACAGUCGGCCAGGAAGUGUGCCAAGCAGUAAAAUCCCUUUCACUCUGCAAUUUCUUUCCACUGGGCAUGUGAUUACAAUGUUUCCCCAAACAAGCCCUGUAUCAAGUACUUUCCCUAUGCAGGUAUAAAUGUCAACAAGCUUAUCUCGUAGAUGUCCCUUGUAGCUGACUGAAAAGAUCCUUGACAAAAGAAGCCACUUCAUGCUGUGGUGACCUUCACAGUUACAGGAACUACCAAGCCCAGUCUGCACAUCGGCUGUCUCUGGCAGAGCAGUGGUAAACAUAGUUAAUCUGAUAUUCCCCAGUUGAAAGCGCGCACGUUUUAGAGGCAUAGACAGGGCAGACAUGAAACUAGGUUUUUCUCCCUUCAUGCCAGAAGUGCUCAAGACUAGUGGGACACAGACACAGACACACACACUCUCUGUGAGGAGUAAGAGAUGCACAGCAAAUUCAAGGAAGAAUCUUUUUCUCACCCAGGAGUUUGAAAACAAACACUGGCUGAAGGUGGAGGCAGCAGGUACACACAGAACACUUAAGCAGCACCUGGAUGAGCACUUGAAUUACCAAGGCAUAGUAUUUUAUGUGGCUUAAUAUAGAUGGAUCCCUGAUGUUGGCAUAGAUAUGAUGGGCCAAAGGGACUUUUGCUAUGCUGCAUGUACAGAAAACUGAUAAACAUUAUAGCUUACUCCCACUGUUCUAUCACAAAUACUCGUGAAAAUACAAUUACUUUAUUAUAGUGAGUACACACAAUAUGCUAUGCACGUAAAGUACACACAUCAAUGUCAUCCCAAACCAGUAUACGUGCAAACGCAAUACAUGGAACUGAGUGCAAUUGGUGCUUUUAUAGCCUCUCUAAAAACUGUCUUGACCUGCAGCAUCCAUCCCACCUAAGUAUGCUUGAACAAGUUAGAAAACGUUUCAGUUUACUGAAACUUUUUUUAGGCAAUAUUUUAAUAGACUUAAAUUAUGAAUUGAAAUAACAAAUAUAGGCAUUUUUUUUAAAUGGCGCAUGAUAGGGAAAUUUCAUUCUGAUUUCCAUGAUCAGCAGCCCAAAAUCCAGAAAGUACAGCCAAAAAUAUUCAGGAGGCCAAAUCUUUAUUGUCCAGUGCCAAGAUAAAAAUGAUGAGAACAUAGAAUACACCCCAAUUCCAUGUAAAAAAAACCUUAGCUCUGACAACCCCACUAUAUUUCCCUCCAAUCAUCUUAAAAUGAUGCCCUCUCUAGUGUUAUUUCCCUCGAUGCGGAGAAAGCAUUUGAUCGUAUAGAGUGGAACUACCUUUUUGCAGUUUUAGAAAAGUUUGACCUUGGCCAAAGUUUCAUCUCUUGGAUCCAAUUGCUGUACCUGUGUCCUACUGCCUCUGUUUUAACCAAUUUUCAGAAAUCCCAAGUAUUUAAUCUCAAACGUGGCACCCGCCAGGGAUGCCCCUUAAGUCCCUUUCUCUUUGAUUUGGCUAUGGAACCUCUGGUGAUAGCAUUUCGAAACUGCCCUGAAUUGACUGGGAUUUGGAGAGGGGGUGUUGAGCAUAAAGUUUCUCUCUAUGCUGAUGACUUAUUACUCUUUCUCUCAAAUCCGUCUACAUCCUUACCUCUAAUGUUUUCACUUCUUGACCAGUUUAGCCAGAUCUCUGGCUAUAAACUUAAUUUACAUAAGAGUGAACUUCUCCCAAUUAAUAAAGAAGCACAAGAACUAACAUUUCAUGAUCUCCCUUUUAAAGUAGUCCAUAAUCAAUUUACUUAUCUUGGAAUUACAGUCACAAGGAAGUUUAAAGAUCUCUUUCGUGAAAACUUUGCCAAUCUUUCAUAUGCUAUAAAACAGAGUCUGGUACAAUGGUCACCUCUAUCUAUGUCUUUGGUAGGUCGUAUUAAUGUUGUUAAAAUGUAUGUUCUCCCCAAAUUUUUAUACCUAUUUCAAUCUAUCCCAAUUUUUAUUCCUAAAUCUUUUUUUGAUUCCUUAGACUCUAUUAUUUUGUCAUAUCUGUGGCAGAAUAAGCGCUCUAGAAUUAAUAAAAUCCAUCUCCAAAAAUCUAAAAAAAAGAGGGUGGCAUGGCUUUACCUAACUUUCGUUUAUAUUAUUGGGCAGCUAAUAUACGUUGUGCUACCUUUUGGUCUUUCUUCCAUGGCCAACCCGAGUUCCCUAACUGGGUGGCGAUGGAGCUGAGCUCCACUAAAGAAUUAUCUAUCUCUGCACUUCUUGGCUCUGCACUCCCUAGUAGUCUGCCCAGAUCAAUAGCUAAUCCUCUUGUUAGACACAUGGCUCAGAUCAGGAAAUGCUAUGGUUUCCAGGGUUUUUCCGUUUCCAGCCCUAUUGCUCAUAAUCACCUUUUUUUUUUACCUACUACAUAUGAUUCAGCAUUCCAGGCUUGGUAUAGGAAGGGCAUUAGACAUUUUGAAGAUCUUUUCAUUGAUAAUCGCUUCGCUUCUUUUCAGCAGCUCUCUGUUAAGUUCAAUCUGCCCAAUGCUCAUUUUUUCAGAUAUCUCCAAAUCCGACACUUUAUUGCUCCUUUAAUUCCUAACUUCCUUGAAAUGCCUGCGAAAAAUGCUACGGACCUAUUUCUUUCCAUGAAUCCACUAGGUAAAGGCUUAAUAUCAAUCAUCCGAGAUAAACUAGCAGCCUUACGAUGGGCCCCCAUGGAUAAAAUCAAAAUGGCCUGGGAGCAGGAUUUAAAUAUCUCCUUAUCUGAGGAGAGCAGAGAUUCAGGUCUCAAAUCGGUUAACUCAACCUCUCUUUGUGCUCGCCACUGCCUUUUACAGUUUAAGAUUAUUUAUAGAGCCCAUUUGUCUAAAUCUAAACUAUCUCGAUUCUACCCUAGCGUUAGUACGCUCUGUGAUAAAUGCAAGAGGGGCGUGGCCUCUCUCAUCCAUAUGUACUGGUUCUGUCCUAGCUUGGAGAAAUUCUGGAAAGAAGUCUUCACUACGUUAUCGUGUAUUCUGAAUCAGCACCUAGAACCAAACCCCUUAAUUGCUCUGUUCGGUUUUUGAUUUAUGUCUGGGUCCGACCAAAUGCCAAAUAUUAUCCUUUGCCUCUCUCCUGGCUAGACGCUUGAUCCUCCUCAGAUGGAGAGAUGUCGCCCCGCCCACUCAUGCUCAAUGGCUUAACGACAUCAUGGCCUGCUUGGACCUCGAAAAAAUUCAUUAUUCAGUUCUCAAUUCGGAUCUAAAGUUCCAUAAGGUCUGGGGACCUUUUAUCGAGUACUUUCAUAACCUUCCUCUUGACUAGGGUUUUUUUUCCUUUCGGUCCCUUGCUUUCAGCUCCUUUUUUUUCUGGUAGAAGGCAUUAUUACCCUCUGUUGCUGAGUGUAUUCACAGUCUGGGAGUUUGGCUGUCCUGACUUAUACUCUCUAUAUUGUGUUGUGGUUGGUCUGGAGUUACUGUUGUUUUUUCUUGUGUUGUGGGGCUUGGGGAGGACACUAAGCUUACUUGUCUUUAAUUCAGGUGCUUUUUUUUGCUAAAUUCUCUUCCUUUGUAGUAUAUUGUUAUUGUAUGCUUAAUUUUGCACUGUUUUAAUGUUCCUCAUUGGGAUUUGGGGUUUUUAAUUUGUAAAAUGUUUUGAAAAACUAAUUAAAAAAAAUUUUUUUAAAAAUGAUGCCCUCUCAUAUUAGCCAUCUCUGCUCUGGGAAAAGGGGUUGGCUGUCUACACUAUUAAUUGUCUUAUCAUUUUAUACACCUAUCAUGUUACCUCUCACCCUCCUUUGCUCCAAAGAGAAAAGCCCUAAGCUCACGCAACUUUUUUUUUUU
Molecule: messenger RNA, 9609 nt
Organism: Hypanus sabinus (Atlantic stingray)
Lineage: Eukaryota; Metazoa; Chordata; Chondrichthyes; Myliobatiformes; Dasyatidae
Exons: 2
Coding region: 7918-8853 (311 amino acids)
Source: RefSeq, a predicted model, not a curated record